Apis mellifera (honey bee) is the source of this 1621-nucleotide messenger RNA. RefSeq lists its product as uncharacterized. Bases 216 to 1193 code for a protein of 325 amino acids. NCBI's taxonomy places the organism in Eukaryota, Metazoa, Arthropoda, Insecta, Hymenoptera, Apidae. The record is from RefSeq and is a predicted model, not a curated record. The transcript has 2 exons.
UGUGCGGUGUACGCGCCCGGGACUCUCUCCAUAGCUGGCAAGUGUAUGGGUGUCGCUGAAAGUAAAUCAUUGUCAAUGGUAGGUUGCAAAUUCAAGCAUUUUUGCGCCGAUUCACUUCGAGUCCCGAUUUUCCUAGCUCGCACGAUCGCUGAACAUGCACUUUUCUCACGUGAUCGUGGAAAAAGGAAUAGAGGCGUGUAACGAUACACACACAAAUGCGCGCACGCACACACACACGUACAUGUACACACAUUUGUCUCCGUUUAUCUUCCCUUGAAAUAAAACAGGCCAUUCAACUUGUCACGUUGAUAGUUGGUAAAUACUAUCAGUACAAACGAUGUCGGAUUGUAUCUUUCUUGGACAAAACUAAGGUGGAAAAGGUGGAAAUAGGCUUGAAGGAAAACGAACUUUACAUAGCGGACGAGGAAAAAUUGUGGAUACGUUAUUUAAAAGGAGCGUUGCGAACUUUCAAGGAAAAGUAUUCGUACAUUCCUGGUUUUCAAAUGGUAAUCGUCACCAACUUGCCUUCACAUUAUGAUCUUGGGAAGAACGCAGCCUUAAUCGUUGCUUUGUACAUGUUUCUUGAAACGGUAUCACACACGUAUACAGUAAAUAUUAUAGAGAAAGCGUUAAUGUGCCAUUCGGCGGAAAAAUUAGCGAUAAGAUCUCCUUACAAAGCCCGGAUCUCCGACGUCUUGAUCUCUGUUCUUGGAAAGGAGGACAAAAUUUUCGUCACCGAUGCAUAUUCUCUUCAUUUCGAUCAAUACGAUUGGAACAAUAUCGAUGCUGAAUUGAUUCUCAUAGAAUUAAAGAUUGAAAGAAAUAAAUCGUCGGAAUGGCAUAUAAAUAAGACACAAUACAGGGAAAUUAUGACAGUGAUAAACACGCAAUCCCGAUGGCGUACGCAUCCAAUUGGCAUGUCAAUGUUAAAAUAUUUAUUUCCGGAAAAAACGAUAAAAAUGAUUUAUGAUGCGAUUGAUAAGGAUAAAAGAAUAACAAAAAUAGGUUACGCAAUUCGAGAUGAACAGUGGGAAAAACUGGGUAGGAUAUUAUCAAAUGGUUUGAUAUAUUAUGUAACUUGUUUUCCAUUGUGUAGUAUUAAUAUUGUAAUAAUUGAUGUAAGCAAGUAUAUUUUACAUAUAUUGUUAAAACAUUACAUGAAACAUAGAUACAAUAUGUUAUUUAGGCUGUAGCUUUUUUUUUUUAAAUAUAUAUAUAUUUAUAUAUAUUUAUAUAUAUUUUGUUUUACAUAUAUAAUAGUAGGUCAUAUCUUUUUAACUUUGAUUAAUAUGUUUCAAAAAUUAGCCUAUUUAGGUACCGCAUAUUUCUUGUUAAAAGCAACUUAGCCUUUUUUUUUUACACAUUUAUACGCAAAUUUCAAUUCAAUAUUUAUUACAUUGUGUAUAUAUUAUAGGAGAGCUUUUGUGGGAAAAUCAUCGAUCUGUGUGUAAAUACUUGACUUUUUUAUCCGACGAUAUUAAAAAUAUCGAGAGUACAUUCAGAAUUAUCGAGGGAGUUUUAGGAGCCAGCGUUAUCAAUUAUGGUACAGCUAUCAUAACAUUGGUAAUUUAAUUACUCUUUUUAAAACAAAACAUUUAUUUUGAGAAAAAAUAAACAAAAA